This is a messenger RNA of Andrographis paniculata, 3043 nucleotides long. RefSeq lists its product as uncharacterized. The record is from RefSeq and is a predicted model, not a curated record. Gene Ontology annotation, molecular function: GTP binding. The transcript is spliced from 9 exons. NCBI's taxonomy places the organism in Eukaryota, Viridiplantae, Streptophyta, Magnoliopsida, Lamiales, Acanthaceae. The coding region runs from base 238 to 2229 and encodes 663 amino acids.
ACAAAAUAUACUCGUGUUAAAAAUAUAUAGGCCCUUAUAAAGCCCUAAAACCUUGCCGUCGAUUUAUGCUGCCAGAUCACCACCGUCGCCGCCGCUGUCGAAGGUUUUCCUGGUUCCUGCUUGUGAAACGUUCGGAUGAUAUUAUUGAUUAUGUGACAAGUAUUAUUAGUGCCGGCAGUAUAAUUUGCGUUUAGAGCAGGUGAAAAUUUCGACUUGGUUAACACCUCCUGGGUGUGGAUGUGCGUAUACCGGUCAUGGUUCCAGGCCUUUGCCGGCCGAAAAUGUCGCUAUUGCUUUGGUCUAAUUUCGAGAGAAGCCACCGGAAAACACUUGCAGACUCCGAUUUCCAGGUCACUAGGAAAUGGGGAGAGAACCAUCUUUUAUGGUACCGGCGAAGUAAAAUUGAAGCAUGGAGGCGCAUCACUAUGCCGUGUUGAAGUGGAGCGAAUUAAGGAGAGAUCCUUGUAUAUACCAUAUACUUCCUUUGCUGCAAAUUUCUGUUCCAUUCCAGAACAUGGAAGCCAGAAUAAUUUCUUGGAUCAUGUUGGUUCGUCAUCGUGUGUUAAAAGCAUUGAGAUGGAGGAGUUUCAUGCUGCUGCUGGUCAGAGUAAUGAUGAUAAACCAAAAACUAAGUCCAAUUAUAAAAAGUCGAUUGAUUUUACAAAAAUACCUAUUGAGAAGCUUCCAACUGUUAUUAUCAUUGGGCGUCCAAAUGUUGGGAAGUCAGCAUUAUUUAAUCGUUUGAUUCGAAGGAGGGAAGCCCUUGUUUACAACACCCCGAAUGACCAUGUUACCCGUGAUAUACGAGAUGGGAUUGCUAAAUUGGGUAAUUUGCGGUUUUGUGUUCUGGAUUCUGCUGGCUUGGAGGCAGAGGCUUCAUCUGGUUCUGUUCUAGGCAGAACUGCUUCCAUGACUGAAAAUGUUCUGGCAAGUGCCCAAGUUGCACUAUUUCUUGUAGAUGCAAGAGAUGGACUGCAGCCAAUGGAUUUGGAUGUUGGAAAGUGGUUGAGAAAACAUGCACCUCAUAUGAAAACUAUUGUUGUAAUGAAUAAAGCUGAAUUGCUUGAUGACAUUACUGGUUCUCUAUCUUCUGCUGCUGGUGAGGCUUAUACAUUAGGCUUUGGUGAUCCCAUUGCAUUAUCUGCUGAAACUGGAUUUGGAAUGACUGAACUAUAUGAAGCAUUGAGACCUCCCCUUGAGGACUAUAUUAUUCAGCAUGCAGAUGUUCUAAAUGAAGAUAUACAUUCAGAUGUGGAGGAAGUUGUUGACCCCAAACUACCAUUGCAGUUGGCAAUUGUUGGAAGGCCAAAUGUAGGGAAGUCUACCCUUCUGAAUUCAAUUUUACAAGAAAAUCGAGUUUUGGUUGGACCCGAAGCUGGUUUAACCAGAGAUUCAAUCCGUGUGCAAUUUCAAUAUGAAGGGAGAAAUAUAUAUCUUGUUGACACUGCUGGUUGGUUGGAGAGAACAAAACAGGACAAGGGUCCUUCAUCAUUGAGCAUCGUGCAGUCAAGGAAAAAUCUCAUGAGAGCUCAUGUUGUUGCUUUAGUUCUGGACGCAGAAGAGAUAGCAAGAGCUAAGAGGAGCAUGAAGCAUGCAGAAGUUGUCAUAGCCAGGCGGGCUGUGGAAGAAGGGCGAGGUUUGCUGGUUAUAGUGAACAAGAUGGAUCUUUUGAAAGGCAAGCAAAAUUCAAAAAUGUACCAAAGUGUCGUCAAUGCUGUACCUGAAGAAAUUCAGACUGUCAUACCCCAGGUAACUGGAAUCCCUGUGGUAUUUGUUUCUGCACUCGAGGGAAAAGGCCGGUUAUCUGUGAUGCGCCAAGUUAUUGAUACAUACGAAAAGUGGUGUCUCAGGUUGCCAACAGCUCGUCUCAACCGCUGGCUGCGCAAGGUUAUGAGCCGACAUUCUUGGAAGGACCAAUCCGCCCAACCCAAGAUCAAAUACUUUACACAAGUGAAGGCCCGUCCCCCAACAUUCGUCGCAUUCAUGAGCGGGAAGACUCAGCUCACAGAUACAGAUCUAAGAUUCCUAACAAAGUCACUGAAAGAAGACUUCGAUUUGGGUGGAAUACCAGUGCGCAUUACGCAGCGCACUGUGCCUAGGCGCUCGGAGGGACAUAAUAACUUUACCAGCAAGAACAAACGACCUCCCAUGACGACACCAACUGCGCGGAUGACAUCCGAGAAACGAGUAAGCGCCGCCGAUUCCUCUAAUCCUAUUAUUACUGUUUGAAUUCCAAUAUUCGAUAUGCAUGAUAGAGCUAAAUUGAUUUUCACAUUAUUGAAUGUACUUAGUUGCAUAAGCUUCUCUUAAUCAUAAUAUCAUCAUCUUCUUUAGGGAAGUGAUCUGUUAGGGUAGCAAAAUCGAAAAAUAUAGAUUGGGACAAGACCAGUUAGAUAGAUGGGUUGGGUUCAUUGAGACAGCACAUGCAUAUGUAGUUUGGCUGCAUUCAUGUCAUAGGGGAGGCUUGUGAUUAAUUUGUCAUAGGAGAGGGAAAGGGUCCAUAGAGAGAGAGAGAGGGAUAGCAUGCCAUGCUGCUUUAAAUUUGUCUCUUCACUCAUCUGCCACUCAUACUCAUGGUCCACUUUCUGACACACACACACACACACACACAUAUACUCUCUAUAUGUCAGCAUCAUCAUCAUCACGUUAUGAUUCUUCUCAGACAUGGUUGUGGGGUUUACUGACACCAUAUAUAGAUACAGACAAACUUUCCCAUUUCAUUUAUAUUUUAUUUUUGGAGUUAAUUGGAUUUAGCUUUGAAAUUUUUAUAUUGUAUUUGAUGUUUAGUAGAGAAAUAGAAAUUCACUGUUAAUCAAUCAGUGAGCAAACGAAAAUCUAAGACAAGAAACAGCAUUUUAAUUAGUUUAAUAUCUUCCAUAUUCAUGUGGAGAGGUGUAUAUAUAUAUAUAUAUAUACACAUAUAUAUGUAUAUUUAUAUUUAUAUUUUCUUGAUUAUAAAUCUUAGAGAAGUGCAUUAUAGGACUAAAAUGUCAUGUCAUUAGUAGACCUUUGAGUUCUUGGAAGUGUUUUGGAGUUGAGUUGG